Molecule: messenger RNA, 223 nt
Organism: Acaulospora morrowiae
Lineage: Eukaryota; Fungi; Glomeromycota; Glomeromycetes; Diversisporales; Acaulosporaceae
Source: the annotation of a GenBank genome assembly
AUUAUGCGCGAGAGAAGGUGAAAUUGAAUUGACCUUUGACGGUAACACACCGAAGGUAAGAGGAGGUCCGAUUAUUCCAUGGAAAUCUCGCAUGAUCGCCAGGAAGAAUAUCAACACCGAAGAUAUCAAGAAUUUUGACGGGUCAAUGGAUCAAAGAGUGGUGGAAGAUGAAAAUUUGGUUAGCGCAUCGGGAGAGCUUCGAGGAGAAUACACAAUCAAAAUU